Messenger RNA from Trichoplax adhaerens, 387 nucleotides. RefSeq lists its product as uncharacterized. The record is from RefSeq and is a predicted model, not a curated record. Gene Ontology annotation, cellular component: membrane. Gene Ontology annotation, molecular function: acetyl-CoA transmembrane transporter activity. The transcript has a single exon. The annotation marks the transcript as partial. Lineage: Eukaryota; Metazoa; Placozoa; Uniplacotomia; Trichoplacea; Trichoplacidae.
AAAAAUCUUAUUAUUGUUUUUAUUUUAGGUAUAAGCAGUGGUUUACCAUUAGUUAUUACAGGUUCAAUUCUUAAAGCAUUGUUAUUUGACUAUAGCAUAGAUUUUAAAACAAUAGGAGUGCUAGGGUUAGUUACAACCCCAUAUUCUUUCAAAUUUCUUUGGUCACCAUUGAUUGAUUACUUAAAAAUUCCAUUUCUAAGUAGACAGCUUGGUCAUAGAAAAUCAUGGAUAUUGGUAUCUCAAGUUUUUUUAAUAACUUUAAUUAUAUUAUUUGGUAAGAUAAAUCCUCAAACUAAUAUGUUAUGGUUUGCUAUAUGUGGGUUUUUUCUUGCAUUUUUCUCAGCAACUCAAGAUAUUUGUAUUGAUGCUUAUAGGAUUAAAAUAUGA